AGGACUGGUGGGCUGUCUCCCGUAGCUCGUCAACCAGUAGGAUUUCUGAAUUUAAAAACCUCUCUCACCGACUACGAAAGCGGGAUCCCGAACAUGAUGAUGAGAGAAGAUGCGAACUAAUAUCGUUGAGAGAGUAAAGUAUUUUACAUGCUUUUAUCUGUAUUCAAUAACUGCUUUAAUUUCCGAGAAUUGAUAACGUUUUACAGGACUGAAAUGGAUGAGGAGAGCCUAUCACAAAACUGCAUUCAUGUGUUAAUGCUGAAAUCAUCCUGGAUGCUUUGAAGGCUGCUACGACUGUGGUUCAUCAAUCCUCCUGCAUCGAUGAAGCGCUUGCAACGGCUGAAGACAAACGAAAUUAAUUGCAUGGUCAUUAUUUGAUAUCAAAAAUAGGGAGUCCGUAUACAUUUUGGCCUUGACGAGUUGCCGUUAAAAUGGGAGACAACAUGUCCAAAAGAUUGAAAUUAGUGUCGGCUACGGAAGCGGAGAUGGAGGAAAGAUCUUUUAUCAACCCGUACCCCGACUGGGACCAAGGAGUCUUCACAUCUUCCAAUUCAGGAAUGGACAGUGACUGCAACGAGCCUUUCGGCGAAAAUGGAAAGAUGAACGUGGUACCUUCAGGCAUUUGUAAAUUGCUCCCACGGAUGAGCCAGACUUGCAGAGGUCUACAAGAUUUUUUCCUGAGGUCUUGGCUGAUUUCUUUUGAUUUUCCCAUGAUGUCAAGCAAAGAGGCACUGAGUUUGAAGAUCAGCGAGGUGUUCCAGAAGAAGGUGCAGAACAAGAUCAAGGACCUGCUGCAGCAGAUGGAGGAGGGCCUGAAGACGGCCGACCCCCACGACUUCUCCACCUAUACGGGCUGGACAGGUAUCGCCCUUCUCUACCUGCAGUUGCACCGGGUGACCUGCGAGGCCUCCCACCUCCAGAGGGCACUGGACUAUGUGAAGAGGACCCUGAGGAUCCUGAACGGUCGCAAGGUCACCUUCCUGUGUGGGGAUGCAGGGCCACUGGCCGUGGCUGCUGUGGUGCACCACCGCCUCAAGAACCAGACAGAGAGUCAGGAGUGCCUCACCAAGUUGCUCCAGCUGCAGCGUGGAGUGGUGUCUGCGGACUCUGAGAUGCCCGAUGAGCUGCUGUACGGACGGGCCGGCUACCUGUACGCCCUGCUCUAUGUCAACAAGGAGAUAGGACCCGACACUGUGGAUGAGACCACCAUCGCCAGGGUUGUGACGGCCAUCUUGGAGUCGGGGAAGAACAUGGCCAAAGAGGAGAAGAAGGCGGAGAAGUGCCCACUGCUCUACGAGUGGCACAAGAAGCAGUACGUUGGCGCUGCCCAUGGCCUGGCGGGCAUCUACUGUAUGCUGAUGCAGCCCAGUGCUAAGGUGAACCAGGAAGUCCUAUCUGAGUUGGUGCGGCCCAGUGUGGACUACGUCCGCCACAAAAAGUUCCGCUCUGGGAACUACCCGUCGUCGCUAAGCAACGAGACGGACCGGCUGGUGCACUGGUGCCACGGGGCGCCAGGAGUGGUGCACAUGCUCAUCAUGGCACACAAGGUGUUUAAGGAUGAGAAGUACCUGAAGGAUGCUGUGGAGUGUGGGGAGGUGAUCUGGCAGAGAGGCCUGCUGAGGAAAGGUUACGGUAUUUGUCACGGCACGGCGGGCAACGCCUACUCCUUCCUCACCCUUUACCAGCUCACCCAGGAGAAGAAGUACCUCUACCGCGCCUGCAAGUUUGCUGAGUGGUGUCUGGACUACGGAACCCACGGCUGCAGAAUCCCAGACAGACCGUACUCUCUGUUUGAAGGUAUGGCCGGGGCUAUCCACUACCUGUCAGAUUUGACCCAGCCUGAGUCUUCCUGCUUCCCUGCAUUUGAACUUUAACCUUUGGGUCGUAGACGGACCUCGUCCCCCUUCCAUUCUGAACAUUUGGGAGAGUGCGAUGAGCAGGGCUCUUGGAUGAGGGGGUUUGGGGUGUGAUGGACCCCUGGCGUCUUGACGAAGGGAACCCUCAGCCCAGAACUGCAGCCUGGGGAGGGAUGUUGUCCCCUGCUCCAGUUUUUCAGACACAUGGACGGAGGAAAAACACCCCAAAGCCCUAGGCCUUUAACUCUGUAAACGCUGUGUGUGUUGGGGUUUUGUUGUGAAUGGGAAGAAAAUGCUGUUUUGUUCGUGGAUCUUUGCCUCUGCAUGCCUAUCCAGAUCUCCUUCUCUGUAUGUGAUCUCUAAUCCUUGUCCCACACCAGUUUGUAGUGCUACUCCCUCUUCCCUAGAGACUAAUUAUCUUUGCAUGGGGACAUCAGAAAACAUGUAUUAGCCUUGGAAUGUGCGUGUCAGUCAAAUGUUCAUGUCUAACAGUAAAUUAGCGUGGCUUUUUUGUGUGUCACCGUGUUUUGUCCCAUUUUCCAUUUCGUUAAUGUGCUGAAGAGAGGAUUUUGUUCAAUGCCGCUUUGACCUUUUCGCGUGGAUAUUGUUUCCCUCAGGCGAACAGCGUUACAUUAUGAAUGUUGUACAACAAACCGGGCUUCAAUUGCUGUCUUACCGAGUGAUUACAGUACAAUGUCUUAAAUAAAAUGCAUUCUUACCUUCCUUUA
This is a messenger RNA of Oncorhynchus nerka (sockeye salmon), 2584 nucleotides long. It is a transcript of the gene lancl2, whose product is annotated as LanC lantibiotic synthetase component C-like 2 (bacterial). The transcript is spliced from 11 exons. Gene Ontology annotation, biological process: peptide modification; carbohydrate metabolic process. The coding region runs from base 432 to 1874 and encodes 480 amino acids. The record is from RefSeq and is a predicted model, not a curated record. Gene Ontology annotation, cellular component: plasma membrane. Lineage: Eukaryota; Metazoa; Chordata; Actinopteri; Salmoniformes; Salmonidae.